This is a messenger RNA of Diplodia corticola, 747 nucleotides long. RefSeq names its product carbohydrate-binding module family 50 protein. NCBI's taxonomy places the organism in Eukaryota, Fungi, Ascomycota, Dothideomycetes, Botryosphaeriales, Botryosphaeriaceae. The transcript is spliced from 2 exons. Bases 1 to 747 code for a protein of 248 amino acids. The record is from RefSeq and is a predicted model, not a curated record.
AUGCUCUUGAAAUACGUCUUUGCCGCAGCCGUGGGCCUGCUGGCAUCUGGUGAAGCAGCAACUCUUCCGCCAAACUCGGAGGCCCGCCUUGCAGCUCGCCAACUCUGCAACGGCACCAUCGCCCUUGACACCUCGACCCAACAAUACGUCAUCCAGUCUGGCGACACCCUGACGACCAUUGCGGGCCAGUUCAACCGCGGCGCCUGCGAUAUUUUCCAGGCCAACAACCUUACCAACCCGAACCUCAUCAUCACUGGCGACACGCUUGUCAUCCCCCCGCAGACUUGCUUCCCGGAUAACACGACCUGCCUGGGGCCGCAGACGACACCGACGGCGACUUGCAUCCCGGGCGGGCCGGGCUUCUACAUCGUGCAGAGCGGCGACUCGCUGUCGGCGCUGUCCGCCCUCUUCAACAUCACCCUCGACUCCAUCAUCCAGGCCAACUCCCAGAACAUCCCCAACCCGGACUUGAUUGAAAUUGGCCAGGUCGUCAAUAUCCCCGUAUGCCCCGGCACACAGUGCAACAUCAGCCCAUACACCAUCCAGCCGGGCGACGUGUUCGUGGACCUCGCCGAGAAGUACUUGACGUCCGCAGGCCAGAUCUUGGCCCUCAACCCGGGCGUCGCUGUGGACUCCUUGCAGCCUGGCCAAGUCAUCACUCUGCCGAGUUAUUGUGCAUCCAUCCCCGGCCUUUCGAGCGCUGAAGAGGAGAAUGCAGGUGGAAACUGGACGGCACCGGCGUAUUAA